This is a messenger RNA of Cygnus atratus (black swan), 2745 nucleotides long. RefSeq names its product BAR/IMD domain containing adaptor protein 2 (gene BAIAP2). The transcript has 14 exons. The record is from RefSeq and is a predicted model, not a curated record. Gene Ontology annotation, molecular function: protein binding; cytoskeletal adaptor activity. Gene Ontology annotation, cellular component: cytosol; nucleoplasm. The coding region runs from base 65 to 1654 and encodes 529 amino acids. Gene Ontology annotation, biological process: actin filament bundle assembly; plasma membrane organization; actin crosslink formation. NCBI's taxonomy places the organism in Eukaryota, Metazoa, Chordata, Aves, Anseriformes, Anatidae.
CGCUCCGCUCCGCACCGCACGGCCCCGCUCCGCACCGCCCGGCCCCGCUCCGCACCGCCCGCCCAUGGUGCUGCCCGGCCCGCCCGGCAUGUCCCGCUCCGAGGAGGUGCACCGCCUCACCGAGAAUGUCUACAAGACAAUCAUGGAGCAGUUCAAUCCCAGCCUCAGGAAUUUCAUUUCUAUGGGGAAGACCUAUGAAAAAGCCUUAGCAAGUAUGACAUACGCAGCAAAAGGAUACUUUGAUGCUCUGGUUAAGAUGGGAGAGCUGGCCAGCGAAAGCCAAGGAUCCAAGGAACUGGGAGACGUGCUCUUCCAGAUGGCAGAAGUCCACCGGCAGAUCCAGAACCAGCUGGAGGAGAUGCUCAAGUCCUUCCACAACGAGCUCCUGACGCAGCUGGAGCAGAAGGUGGAGCUGGACUCGCGCUACCUGAGCGCUGCGCUGAAGAAAUACCAGACAGAGCAAAGGAGCAAGGGCGACUCGCUCGACAAGUGCCAGGCAGAGCUGAAAAAACUCCGCAAGAAAAGCCAAGGAAGCAAAAACCCCCAGAAGUACUCGGACAAGGAGCUGCAGUACAUCGAAGCCAUCAGCAACAAGCAAGGGGAGCUGGAAAACUACGUCUCGGAUGGGUAUAAGACGGCUCUGACGGAGGAGAGGAGACGGUUCUGCUUCCUGGUCGAGAAGCAGUGUGCGGUGGCGAAGAGCGCCAUCACCUACCACGCCAAGGGGAAGGAGAUGCUGACGCAGAAGCUCCCCCUGUGGCAGCAGUCGUGCUCCGAUCCCAACAAGAUCCCGGACCGCGCCAUACAGCUGAUGCAGCAGAUGGCUGCCAGCAGCAAUGGCACCAUCAUGCCCAGCCCUCUGUCUACAUCCAAGUCCAACCUCAUCAUCUCUGACCCCAUCCCCGGUGCCAAACCUCUCCCUGUCCCCCCGGAGCUGGCACCUUUUGUCGGACGCAUGUCGGCACAGGAGGCCUUGCCGGUGGUGAACGGAGCCUCAGGCCCAGACAGUGACGAUUACAACCACUGGGCUGAGGUGAAGCCAGCACAGCCCAAAUCUUUAUCUCCUCCCCAGCCUCAGAAGCAGCUGAGCGACUCUUACUCGAACACGCUUCCAGUUCGCAAAAACGUGCCGCCGAAAAACAGCUACGCCUCAGCCGAAAACAAGACGCUGCCGCGCUCCAGCUCCAUGGCCGCAGGGCUCGAGAGGAACGGCAGGACGAGGGUGCAGGCCAUUUUCUCUCACGCUGCUGGAGAUAACAGCACCCUCCUGAGCUUCAAGGAGGGCGACCUCAUCACGCUGCUGGUGCCGGAGGCCAGGGAUGGGUGGCACUACGGGGAGAGCGAGAAAACCAAACUGAGGGGCUGGUUUCCUUUCUCCUACACGCGUGUCCUCGACAACGAUGGCAGCGAGCGGGUGCACACGAGCCUGCAGCAAGGGAAGAGCAGCAGCACGGGCAACCUGCUCGACAAAGACGACAUCGCCAUCCCGCCGCCCGACUACGGCAUGUCCUCGCAAGCCUUCCCGUCGCAGAACGUCAACACCUUCAAGCAGAGGCCGUACAGCGUGGCCGUGCCUGCCUUCUCCCAGGGUCUCGAUGACUACGGGACGAGGUCGGUUAGCAGCGGCAGCAGCAGUCUGGUAUCAACGGUGUGAGGACACCGGGCUUGCAGCGGCACCGUGCUGCUCGGAAGAGCUUUCUGCUUCUUUCUCCCCCUUUUUUCCCCCCCCCGUUUCUCUUUCUCUACUUUCGGAUUUUAAACUCUCGCGAUCUUCAAGGAAACCAUGGUGCUUCUCCACCCCUCCCUGGUGUUCACAGUGCCCUUGUUUCUGAAGCCUUUUCAGAGCAGAAACUGCCGAUCGGUCUGUGCUCGCUUUGAAGCAGCCUGGAUGCAGUUUACACUUUUAGUGGGACCCAGUUUUUGUACUACUUUGUGAAUGUUAGAGAUGCACUACCCCUCCUCUGGGGCUUUUCGCACGCCACGGUGCGCGGGCAGAGCUCCCCGGAACGGAGCCCACAUGCAUGGCCUCUGGUGUACAUACUGUUACGGGGCAGCCCCGGGGCUGGCCACGAGGUGGGCACGGGUCCCCUUGGCCCCUCAGAUCCGCUUCCCCCCAGCCGAGCCGCAAAGGCUGCGUUAGGAGAAGUGGAUGGCGCCGAGCCCCCGGCCGCGGGGAACGGCUGGUUCUCCGCUGGGGCGGCCGGCAGCCCCCCGAGGGGUUCCUCCUUGUUGUUUUAUAAAUAUCUAUAUUUUUUUGUAGCAAGGUAUUGUUACCUCACCUUAGUGCGGGGGGCCGGGCAGAGCAGUCCCGGGAUGUGCUCGCAGCCCCGCGUGGCUCGGCCGUGUCUGUGUGUCCGUCCCAGGCAGGGCUGGGGCUGCCAGCACCGCCAGCGCCCGUCUGCGCUGCAAAGCUCUACACGCUUUCCUUUUUUCUGAUGUGAUUUUUAAAACCUCUGACAUGCCUGUUUACUAGGACAUUGCUGGCAAUACACACGGACAAGUUUUUGUUUUAUAUACCAGACUAUGGGCAUACCGUACCGAGACCCUCCUGCAGCGAUGUCACAAUUUUGCUAAAGAUUUUUAACCCAGGAUAUUUCAUGCUGAGUGACUGAAUGUAGAGGGGGGGAAAAAACCACCCUAGUAAAACUUGUAUGGAGACUGUAAAGUGCUGAAACCUUUUUUAAAAGCCAGAGAGAAAUGUGCCCUGUACUGAGUUAUUGUUUGAAUAAAAGUUUUAUUUAUUGC